AUGAAAAAUGAAGAAUAUGAUCUCCAACUUUUAAGCUUUUUUGGGAUCAAGUACAGGCAGACAUACACUGUAAGGGUGAAAGAGAUUUUCUUCACUUUGCCUUCAGCUCCUAACAUUCUAAUUUUUUGUGAUGGAGCAUCCAAGGGCAACCAGGGAGCUGCAGGUUAUGGAUUCAUUGCAAGAACUCACUUGGGUGCAUUCUUAACAGGUGUGUCAGGUGGCAUUGGAGUGGCUACAAAUUUUCUGGGAGAAGUUUUGGCUGUGGUGUGUGCAGGGGAGUGGGCCAUACAAAAUAAUCACUUGCAGGUAUGCUUCAAGACUGACUCACAUGCUGCAGUCCUAGCAAUACAGAGUAAUAAAUUGCCAUGGCCUGUUGUCACAAGGUGGAACAGAGUAUGUGAUAAGCUACAAGGACAUGAUAUUAUGCACAAUUACAGGGAGGUCAACUUUAAUGCUGAAAAAUUGGCAAAGGAGGGGAGUGGGAUUGCCAAAAACACUGUCAAAAUUUACAAUUUCUGA
Messenger RNA from Papaver somniferum (opium poppy), 519 nucleotides. Its product is annotated as ribonuclease H-like. The coding region runs from base 1 to 519 and encodes 172 amino acids. NCBI's taxonomy places the organism in Eukaryota, Viridiplantae, Streptophyta, Magnoliopsida, Ranunculales, Papaveraceae. The transcript is spliced from 2 exons. The record is from RefSeq and is a predicted model, not a curated record. Gene Ontology annotation, molecular function: nucleic acid binding; RNA-DNA hybrid ribonuclease activity.